AUGGGCAAAGAUAAAAAAAAUGAGACCAGUGAGGGUUCAAGUGAAGAAGAGUACGUUGUUGAAAAAGUCUUGAAUAAAAGAACUGUCAAGGGAAAGGUCCAAUAUCUUUUAAAAUGGAAGGGCUACAAGGAAGAGGAAAGCACUUGGGAACCUGAGGAACAUUUAGACUGCGAAGAACUCAUAAAGGCCUUUGAAAAUAGCAGAAAAGAGAAAGAGGCGAAGCCAAAGAAAACGGAGGAACGAAGUAAAAAACGUCGUCGUGACUCAAGUGACGAUACAAGCACAACGGGAAAGAUACGCGAGGCCAGUGUGUCCUCGGUCGAGGAACAGAAAGAGUCGCGCAAGGAAAAGAAAGAUGAUAAAAAUAAGUCCGGCUUUGAGAAAGGCUUGAAAGCUGAGAAAAUUAUUGGAGCGUCUGAUGCCACCGGUGAACUAAUGUUUUUAAUAAAAUGGGCCGACUCUGAUGAAGCUGAACUAGUCCCCUCUAAAGUUGCCAACGUUAAGUGUCCCCAACAGGUUAUAGCAUUCUAUGAAGAGCGGCUGACAUGGCACAGUCCAGCCGAGUCUGAGUGA
Molecule: messenger RNA, 573 nt
Organism: Danaus chrysippus (African queen)
Lineage: Eukaryota; Metazoa; Arthropoda; Insecta; Lepidoptera; Nymphalidae
Source: the annotation of a GenBank genome assembly